This is a messenger RNA of Ectocarpus sp. CCAP 1310/34, 1434 nucleotides long. Lineage: Eukaryota; Phaeophyceae; Ectocarpales; Ectocarpaceae. The record is from the annotation of a GenBank genome assembly.
AUGGAGGGUGGCGACCCUACCCUCCUUCGGUAUGCCGCUCAGCCCGACGUAGUAUUGUCUCAGGAGAGAGAUCUAUACUACGCGAACAGGUUACUAGGUGAAGGUACCUCGGAGCUGGCCGAGACGCUGCUGGGAGCUCGCAGGGUGAUGAUACUCGCCCCCGAACUGAGGGCGCUUGCUUCUUGUCUAUACUUCGGCCUCACUAACCUUGCAGGCAAGCAAACUCUUGGGCAGGAGUACUGCGGCAUUGAUCUGGUUCCCUCAGGCCGGGGCGGCGGCAGGGAGUCUUCCCCUCUCUCCAGGAGGCCGUUGCAAGCGUACACGUUUCUCCGCGUGGCUGUGCCGUACCUCCAGGAACGCAUGCGGGAGGGCUGGCACGGGUUACGAUCCCUGAGGGAUCCCUUCGGGAGCGGCGGCGCAGCCACUUCCCUGGCAGCGGCCCGCGCCAGAGCGCGCGCUCGCGCGGCUGUGGCACCGCCGGUCGGCAUUGCCGUUUCUUCGGUGUCCGGCGGAACGGCAGCAGCCGACAGGGCGGGGUCGUCGGAGGAAGAGGAGGAGAAUGUGGUACCGACGGAAGCAGCGAUUGACGUUUCUUCCGGCGAAAGUGGCGGCGGGGCACGGGCACCGCCGCUCGCGUCGCCAAGUGCCCGCUCGUCGCCGCCGCCCGUGGUGGCGUUUUUGCGGCGGGUCCUCGCCUGGGCAAGGCGAAGACGACCCGCGAUGUCGGGGGUGCUGGAGUGGGCCCUGCGGUUGCACCUGGCCGCGUUUUACUUCGACGGGCGGUUUGCGAACGUGGCCAUGAGGGCCGUCGGCGCAAGGCUCGCGUACGCUCGGCCGGAGCAGGAAGCGGCGCGCACGCGCUACGCGGUGUUGGGGCUGCUCCUGCUGCUGCAGGCGGCGGCGGAGGCUGCCACGGCGAGUGCCGAGACAGCGGAGCGAUGGAGGGCCACCGCGAGAGCGGCGUUGUCGGAGAGUUUUCCGAGGAGCACGGAGGGGGAAGCGGUCUGCGGGGAGGGAGGGGGCCCUAGCGACCUUGGGGAGGGAGUUGGCGAUACGGCGCUGCCGCCGCGAGUGCCGGCUGCCACGCGAGGGAGGACCCCGGCGGACGUAGCCCUGUUUCCUCCAUCUCGCCGACGCUGCUCCCUCUGCAUGUCGAGCAGGGAGAACGUUGCGGCCACCCCAUGUGGACACCUGUUUUGUUGGGAGUGCAUCGUGGGGUGGUGCCAGACGAACCCGGAGUGCCCGCUGUGUAGGCAGCCCGUUGCUCCUCAGUCGAUCGUGUGCUUGUACCAGUACGCGUGAGAGGAUGGCACGUGGGUCGGCCGCUUUGGCAGGGACACCAAAUUGAGGCCGGUAGGCCAGCCUUUUUGGUACAACGUACGUCAACGUCGAAGAAUAGCGACAGGAUUUAUCGAAAAUGUUACUUUUUUGUCU